Messenger RNA from Syngnathus typhle (broad-nosed pipefish), 1685 nucleotides. Its product is annotated as transcriptional activator protein Pur-beta. The record is from RefSeq and is a predicted model, not a curated record. Gene Ontology annotation, biological process: regulation of transcription by RNA polymerase II. The coding region runs from base 1 to 924 and encodes 307 amino acids. The transcript has a single exon. Gene Ontology annotation, cellular component: nucleus. Gene Ontology annotation, molecular function: purine-rich negative regulatory element binding; DNA-binding transcription factor activity, RNA polymerase II-specific; RNA polymerase II transcription regulatory region sequence-specific DNA binding. NCBI's taxonomy places the organism in Eukaryota, Metazoa, Chordata, Actinopteri, Syngnathiformes, Syngnathidae.
AUGGCGGAUGGUGACAGCGGGAGUGAGCGCGGCGGUAGCAGCAGCGGCGGCGGCGGCGGCGUGGGGGGCGGCUUCCAGCACUUCCAGAGAGAGCAGGAGACCCAGGAGCUGGCCUCCAAGCGCUUGGACAUCCAGAACAAGCGCUUCUACCUGGACGUCAAGCAGAAUAGCAAGGGCCGCUUCAUCAAGAUCGCCGAGGUCGGGGCCGGAGGCUCCAAAAGUCGGCUGACCCUCUCUCUGUCAGUGGCCGCCGAGGUGCGCGACUACCUCGGGGACUUUAUCGAGCACUACGCCCAGCUGGGGCCCAGCAGCCCCGAGCAGAUCGCGCAGGCUGCCGCCGGCGAGGACGGCGGGCCUCGGCGAGCCCUCAAGAGCGAGUUUUUGGUGCGGGAGAACCGCAAGUACUACUUGGACUUGAAGGAGAACCAGCGGGGGAGGUUCCUGCGGAUCCGGCAGACCGUCAACCGGGGGCCUGGCUUCGGCAUGGGCGGCGGCGGCGGCCCGGUGGGCGGCAUGUUGUCCGGCCAGACCAUAGCCCUUCCGGCGCAGGGACUGAUCGAGUUCCGAGACGCCCUGGCCAAGCUCAUCGACGACUACGGCGGCGACGACGACGAGCUGGCCUGCGGCGCAGGCGGCAUGGCGGCGGGGGGCUUCGGCGAGCUCCCGGAGGGCACUUCCAUCAUGGUGGACUCCAAGCGCUUCUUCUUCGACGUGGGCUCCAACAAGUACGGCGUGUUCCUGCGCGUCAGCGAGGUGAAGCCCAGCUACCGGAACUCCAUCACGGUGCCCUUCAAGGCCUGGGCCAAGUUCGGCGGCGCCUUCAGCCGCUACGCCGACGAGAUGAAGGAGAUCCAAGAGCGCCACCGGGACAAGAUCUACGAGAGGCGGGACGAGUCGGAGGGCGACGACGUGGAUGACGACUGAGAGCGCGCGUGCGCGCACGCACGCCGCCUCCGUACGUGCGCGUCUGCGCACGCGCGCGCGCUACCGCCCGUACAGCCACAGCAGGCAGCAUUGGAGGAAAAAAAAAAAAAGAAUAAAGAGUACACGAGCGUUCAUCGGCCUCGUGCUGCUACGGCGCCAUUUGGCACCCAAGUCGGACUCGGUAGUGUUCCAAUCGUGACUUAAGUGCGUGUCUUGGAGGCUGAGAGGUUCUCCUCGUUGUCGUUUGCGUCGUGGGAUGCUUAGCAGGUUUGGAGGAGCAGCCUGCCAAUCAAAGUCUCACACACAGGGGAGAAAAUAGAACAAACAAACAAACAAAAAAGAAAGAAAACAAUCACUGCCCGCCACACCAUUGACGAGGGGGGUGAAGUGAGCCAAAAAUUACAGCCAGGGCUCGAUUUUAGCAAUACCGACAGAGGAGGGCGGCGUUCAGGGUUAAAAAAAAAAAAAAGAAAAGAAAAAGAAGAGAAAACCUUUGCCGUCGGCCUUUCUCACCUCACUCGGGAGUCAGGACAAAAAAAGAAACAAAAAAAGCAAACAUCAGCAAGAGAUGCUGCUAACACGUCCGUGGAUGUUCUUUUUCCUUUUUUUUCUUUUCCAACAACAGAGAACUAUAUUAUUGACACAAGAUUAUAGGAAAGUUAUUACAGCGGCAAAAAAAAGAUAUUUUCAAAUACUUCUAAAGGAAAAUGUAUCGUGUAAAGGAAAUGACAAAAUAAAGAGUGUGAAAUUCUUUCAACUGA